Molecule: messenger RNA, 1678 nt
Organism: Pyricularia grisea
Lineage: Eukaryota; Fungi; Ascomycota; Sordariomycetes; Magnaporthales; Pyriculariaceae
Exons: 5
Coding region: 303-1592 (429 amino acids)
Biological process (GO): medium-chain fatty acid biosynthetic process; medium-chain fatty acid catabolic process
Molecular function (GO): acetylesterase activity; monoacylglycerol lipase activity
Source: RefSeq, a predicted model, not a curated record
AUUCCCUGCCGAAAGCCAAAGUUCCGUCGUAAUAGGGCCCGCUUGGUUUCGAUUUGGGUCAUACCCCUGGAUGCGAAUUCUAUGAUAACCAAGUCAGAUCCCAGAUUCCUGCAGAUUUCGAAUACAAUUCUCGUGAUUUCUCAGGUCAAAUAUCCUCAUCUAUAAUUUCGUUCCUUGAAAUUGGUUUCACUUAGUUUUUGUGAACCUGCUUUUCUUUUUUUUUUUUUUCUCUUUUUUUCUCUCCCACUUUAUCCCGUCAAUAAGUCGACAAGCUGCUCCGGCCACUUGGUCUUUCUGUCAGGAUGGCGAGCUGGCUGGGAUUGGCAAGCACUCGCUUUAGCCACUCUCCGUCACCACUAGUCUUGCGCACCAAAGAUGGAAAGGAGAAGAAUUUAGCUGAUUUGUGCAAGGAAAGCACACCUCCUUGCCGCCUUAAUCCUCUCCUCUUCAAUGGUCACCUGCAGACUAUGUGGACGUCGGUCAAGUACGAGGGUCCCUUGGUUUACUACAAGCGCAAGGUCUUUCAAGCAGACUCCACAUACCUUGGCUCCUUUGCCGUCGACUUUGCCGUCGAUCCCUUCGAGGAGCAUGAUGCAAAGCUUCCUCCGCGCACCGCCUACUACACCGAUGAGGAGUUUGACAAGCUGGGUUCCGAUGAUAGUCGACCCAUGUUAAUCGUCCUGCAUGGUUUGUCUGGUGGCUCGUACGAGCUGUACCUGAGGGAGGCGAUUGAGCCCCUGAUUGCGGAUGAUUCGAACUGGGAUGUUAUCGUCGUAAACUCGCGCGGAUGUGCCAACAGCGAGAUCACCAGCGGGGUCUUGUUCAAUGCUAGAGCAACGUGGGAUGUUCGACAGGUUGUGAAAUGGGCUCACGAAAAGUAUCCCAACCGCCCUCUAUUUGGCAUUGGCUUUUCUCUUGGAGCAAACAUCAUCACCAACUACGUCGGCGAGGAAGGAGCAGGCUGUUUGCUCAAGGCUUGUAUAUCUGUUGGUAACCCUUUUGAUCUGGAAGUCUCCAGCAAGGCUAUGCAAAAUUCGACCCUGGGACUUAAUGUCUACUCCAAAGUCAUGGGAAAUAAUCUCAAAAGGCUCAUCGCCAAGCACAAGGAGAGCUUAUUGAAGCACAGUAACCUUGACUUCGACGCGAUCGAGAAGGUCACAUAUUUGCACGAGUUUGACAGGGCUGUACAAUGCCAGAGCUGGGGUUACCCCACGGAGAGCGCUUAUUACAGAGAUGCAUCUUCGUCCGACUCUAUACUAGCAAUCAGGAUCCCUUACUUCGCCAUUAGUGCCGCCGACGACCCGGUCGCUGUGGACCAGGCUGUUCCCUACCAAGAGUUCCAAGUGAACCCUUAUACGGUCCACUGCAGCACCUCUUUGGGAGGGCAUCUGUCUUGGUUCGAGAUUGGAGGUGGCAGAUGGCACGCCCGCCCUGUGGUGAACUUUCUGCGUGAAAUGGCUGCCAACAUUGAUCUCAAUUUCAACAAGGCCAAGGUUGGGAAUGAUAUGGAGCCCAAAGGUGCUGAGGAGCAUGGUUUUGAUCCUAUGAGAAGGAGGAUGAGAAUAAAUCCGCAACAGCUGAAAGACGACUAGACAUCAACAUCGCCAUGACCCGCUGAUAACCUGUCCGCUUACCUAUACCGCAUAGAAAUAGACGUCGAUUUAGAUUUCAAGCAUUC